Messenger RNA from Theobroma cacao (cacao), 866 nucleotides. Its product is annotated as Clathrin adaptor complex small chain family protein. Gene Ontology annotation, biological process: intracellular protein transport; Golgi to vacuole transport. NCBI's taxonomy places the organism in Eukaryota, Viridiplantae, Streptophyta, Magnoliopsida, Malvales, Malvaceae. Gene Ontology annotation, cellular component: membrane coat; AP-3 adaptor complex. The record is from RefSeq and is a predicted model, not a curated record.
CAUUAGAUAUAUAUAUAUUUAGGGGUGAAAAUCUUUAAACAGAUUCAAAAUUCUGUUUGGUUUUGGAGUGGGCUGAGAGAGGAGCAAAGAUGAUAAAAGCUGUGAUGGUGAUGAACACUCAAGGCAAGCCUCGCCUUGCAAAAUUUUACGAAUAUCUGCCAGUGGAGAAGCAGCAGGAGCUUAUACGAAGCGUUUUUGCAGUCUUGUGCAGUAGAGCUGAGAACGUAAGCAAUUUCAUAGAGGCUGAAUCGAUUUUUGGUCCGGAUAGUCGCCUUGUAUACAAGCAUUUUGCUACUCUUUACUUUGUCUUUGUAUUUGAUAGUUCUGAAAAUGAACUAGCUGUGCUUGACUUGAUACAAGUUUUUGUGGAAACGUUGGACAAAUGCUUCAAGAAUGUUUGCGAGCUUGACAUUGUGUUCAAUUACAGCAAGAUGCACACUAUCCUGGAUGAGAUAAUUUUUGGAGGUCAAGUGCUGGAAACAAGUUCAACAGAAGUUAUGAAGGCAGUUGAAGAGAUAUCUAAGUUAGAAGCUGCCUCAAAUGCUAUCACACUCAUUCCGAAGUCUGCUUCCGGUUGGCGAAGUAGGUAGUUCUGCAUUCAAAUGCUGUUCAAACCAGUCCUCAAUUAUUUCUUGUCAGUGUGUGUUGAUAACUUGUGAUUUUUACUAACUUGGGCCGGUGUUGUACAUUGGUGAAAGUUUAAAUGCUUUGAGUGAAGGGAUCUGUUUCGUAUUGGUCCACAGCAUCAAUGUCAAGAGGUAUUAUUAUAUUUGAUUAGUUAUUUUUGUGCUUCGUAGUACGAAAUAAAUACAGGUAACAAGCUGUUUUACUCGCAAUUUAUAAUAUGCUUUUACUUUGAGAUCUCA